Messenger RNA from Laccaria bicolor S238N-H82, 1104 nucleotides. RefSeq lists its product as uncharacterized. NCBI's taxonomy places the organism in Eukaryota, Fungi, Basidiomycota, Agaricomycetes, Agaricales, Hydnangiaceae. The record is from RefSeq and is a predicted model, not a curated record. The transcript is spliced from 2 exons. Bases 1 to 1104 code for a protein of 367 amino acids.
AUGUCACUCUUUACAAGCUUCACAGGCGGCCUCGAGGAUCCUCCAGCCCCAUGGCUCGACCCGGCUCUUCAUCUCAUCUCAGCGCCUGUCGAACCGUUAUGCACAGUCGGCCUCCCUCCCCCGCCAUCUUCGCAGAAGACAAUCAAGGCACGCUGUGUCAAGGCGCCGUGCACUCAUGUUGCUGCAGGGUCGUGCAACAACCAAAUGUGCAAGGCGUGUUGUGAGAAAGCCGUUGUCGUUUGCUUCUUCAAGAACCACAACCGCGGUCGUCGACCAGUCUCUGUCUCUGACAACCCCGCUCACCUCGCUCGCCCCCUCCCUCAGGAGCCUUUACGUCUGAUGACUGCCAGCAUUUCCGUAUCUCUGGUUGCAUACCUCAACGCUGAUGGCCAACCAACUAUGCUCCCACUUCAAGACAUCAAGACGUGGCCCACCUUGAAUCUAAGCCAAAUUCCAUCUCUCGCUGCGAAACUUGGAUUGUCUGAUCUCUCUGAUCUCAGCCUUUUUGACCCCCAGAACACCAUUUGGAUACCAACGAUGGACCAUGCAUUGCUGGUGGGCACCAAUGACAAAAUCUACGUGAGGCGGAAGGAGCUUGUCUCUUGUGGUCCGGCUUCGCGCGCUUUGCUCGAAUACCUCUCACCAACCCGUUUUGAACUACCACGGAGCUCUCAGAAGCGCAGGGUCAAAGGUUCUCUGGACAAUGGCUCGUCUCCCGCGCGCUCAACUGUCUCUGCGCAUAGAGAUUACUCUCACGAUUAUGCGGGACUCUCUUCACCACCUUCCAGUCCAUCGCAAUCUUCAUCUCCACCUCUGCCACCUACCAACUGUGCCGUCGAUGACAAUUCCGGCACCCCUCACAACCCUGAUCUCAAAUGGGAAUUUGGGACAGUACCAACUCCAAAGGGAGCGGCUGUCGUCUGGCCACAGGGAAUGUAUGCUCGCGAUAUGGCGAAAGGGUUUGAUCUACUAACGAUCCGAGAACCCGGAGAGACUGUUGCCUCGCGAUUUUUACAGGUCUUUCUUGGAAUGGUUUGGAAGGAGUCGACAUACCACAAGAAUAGAAAAUUCUGGCUCGGCCUCUCGGAGAGCACUCGACAAUAG